AUGGGUAUUAAGAUUCAUAUUAAGUCUGGACAGAACAAGUGGGAAGUCACAGUGGAUGUCUCGAAUACUGUUUUACAGUUGAAAGAGGAAAUUGCAAAAGUCUCUGAAAUCCCUGUUGAAAACCAGCGUUUGAUUUAUUCCGGUAAAAUAUUGAAAGAUGAUCAGGUUUUAGAGUUUUACAAGAUUCAAGACGAGCAUUCCAUUCAUUUGGUCAAAUCUGGUGGAGCUUCAAAAACUAAUACAAGUGCUUCUGCUGCUGCGGCAUCAACUUCUACAGCUACGAAUUCCGAUUCAAACGCUCCAUUACCUUCAAAUAUCGCUGCCGGUCAAUCAGGUGGGUUCAAUCCACUAUCUGAUUUAACUAGUGCUCGUUAUGCCGGUUAUGGUUUAAAUUUGCCUUCUGCUGACAUGUUCGGCCCAGAUGGUGGUAUGAAUAGUAUGCCAAAUCAAGAUGACAUGUUGAGAAUGUUAGAAAACCCGGUAUUUCAAUCACAAAUGAAUGAAAUGUUAAGCAAUCCUCAAAUGAUCGAUUUCAUGAUUCAAUCGAACCCACAAUUACAAGCAAUGGGUCCAGAAGCCAGACAAAUGUUCCAGAGCCCUUUUUUCAGACAAAUGUUGACUAACCCAGAAAUGAUCAGACAAAGCAUGCAGAUGGCCAAUAUGAUGGGUGGUAAUGGUCAGUUUGGAGCAAACGCGGCUGCAUCUUCAUUCCCUGCUCCUGGUGAAACUGAUACAACUGCAGCUGCUGAAACAAACACAGAGACAACAUCUACUCCUGCUGCUACAGGUGCCGCUGCUGCCGGUCAACAAAACCCAUUUGCAUCUCUAUUUAACCCAGCCAUGAACCCAUUUGCAGCAAUGAUGAAUAAUAACGCUGCUGCUGCUGCUGGUGCCGGUGCCACUGGUGCAGCCGGUGCCACCGGAACCCCAGCUUUUGACCCUUCUUUGUUUGCAUCCAUGUUCCAACCUCCACAACAACAACAGCAAGAACAAGAUAAUAGACCACCUGAAGAACGCUACGAAUCUCAACUGAGACAACUAAAUGAUAUGGGAUUCUUCGAUUUCGAUAGAAACGUCGCUGCUCUAAGACGUAGUGGUGGUUCAGUCCAAGGCGCAUUAGAUGCUUUACUAAGUAACGAUGUAUGA
Vanderwaltozyma polyspora DSM 70294 is the source of this 1146-nucleotide messenger RNA. RefSeq names its product ubiquitin domain-containing protein DSK2 (gene DSK2). The record is from RefSeq and is a predicted model, not a curated record. Gene Ontology annotation, biological process: ubiquitin-dependent protein catabolic process. The transcript has a single exon. Gene Ontology annotation, molecular function: polyubiquitin modification-dependent protein binding. Lineage: Eukaryota; Fungi; Ascomycota; Saccharomycetes; Saccharomycetales; Saccharomycetaceae. Gene Ontology annotation, cellular component: cytosol. Bases 1 to 1146 code for a protein of 381 amino acids.